Kuraishia capsulata CBS 1993 is the source of this 1539-nucleotide messenger RNA. RefSeq lists its product as uncharacterized. The record is from RefSeq and is a predicted model, not a curated record. Gene Ontology annotation, molecular function: transmembrane transporter activity. The transcript has a single exon. Lineage: Eukaryota; Fungi; Ascomycota; Pichiomycetes; Pichiales; Pichiaceae. Gene Ontology annotation, biological process: transmembrane transport. Gene Ontology annotation, cellular component: membrane. Bases 1 to 1539 code for a protein of 512 amino acids.
AUGUCAGUUGACAGUUACACCAAGGAGGUACCAGUUGAGGUCUCCGAGAUGAUCUCCAAAGAGGCUCUCCAGGUCAUCCAGACGGCCAAGGCCGACGCAGCCGCCCAGUACUUGGUCGAAUUUGAUGGGAAAUUCGAGCCAUUAACUCCGAAGGAGGAGAAAUGGGCCAUAAUGAAGUGCGAUCUAUGCUUGAUUCCUGUUCUGUUUUUCACCGCGACCAUGGGUGCUGUUGACAAAGUGUCGCUUGGUACUGCUGCUAUCUUCGGGUUCAGAACCGAUACCAAUCUGGUUGGCCAGCAAUACUCGUGGUUAAGCUCUAUUAUUUUUAUUGGAUCACUAGUUGGAAUGUGGCCUAUGUCAUACCUUGUUCAACGUUUCAGAUUGGGAAAGGUUCUUGCCAUUUGCUCCAUGCUAUGGUCUACCUUCUGCCUUUUACUGUGUGCUUGUCACAGCUUCCCCGGACUCGCUGCCCUUCGCUUCCUCAUGGGAUUUGUUGAAAGUGCCAUUGUUCCCGGUUGCUCGCUCAUGAUCUCUGUUUUUUACCUGAAGACUGAAUCCCCACAUCGUACUGCCAUCGUCUUCGUGUUUGCUUCUUCGGUCAUCAACGGUGCUCUGUCUUCCCUGGCAUCCGUAUUUGGAAACCAAAUUCCAACUUGGAAGUACAUAUUUAUUCUCGUUGGUUCCGUUUCGUUUGUAUGGAGUUGUUUCGUGCUCUGGUUUCUUCCCGACUCGCCUUUGAACGCCAGGUUCCUCAAUGACAGAGAGAAGUACUUCAUGGUCAGAAGAGUGGCUGCUAACUCCACUGGUGUUGAAAACAAAGAAUGGAAGUGGUACCAGGUUAAGGAAGCUUUCUUGGAUAUUCGUGUCUAUAUUGUGAUGCUCUUUAAUUUUGGAAUCAAUAUUCCCAACGGUGGUUUGUCCACCUUCUCCAGCAUCAUCAUCAAGAACCUUGGUUUUACCUCCGUCGAAUCGUCGCUCAUGGGUAUGCCUACUGGUGUAAUUGCCUCAUUAUCAACCGUUUUCUUCACCUGGUGGGGAAGUCGGUGGGUGAACCGCCGUUGCUUUGUUUCUAUUCUGUCUUUGAUAGUCCCAUUAGUUGGAGCCGUGGUAGUGUAUGCUGUCGACAGAUCGAACGUUGCUGGCCAGCUGGUGGGUCUGUACAUGAUGUACUUCUACUUUGCCUCCUAUGUCGUCAUUAUCUCGCUUGUUCAGGCUAAUACUGCAGGUAACACCAAGAAGUCGGUCACAUAUUCCUUCAACUACCUCGGCUAUUGUGGUGGAGCAGUCACUGGAUCUCAGACAUUCCGUGCCAACCAAGCUCCAAAGUACACAGGAGGAUUCAUCUCGAUGAUCGUUGCAUAUUGUGUCUGUAUCCUGCUCUGUGUAGUUUACUGGCUUAUUUGUGUUUAUCUCAACAAAAAGAAAGAGCUCGCCGAUGACAAUGAAGCAACCACUGCUUUAGGGCUGGAGGGUCUUGAAGACGAACAGUUACUUGAUCUCACCGACAUGGAGCAGAAACACUUCAGAUACAUCACCUAA